Eublepharis macularius is the source of this 1458-nucleotide messenger RNA. It is a transcript of the gene NAXE, whose product is annotated as NAD(P)HX epimerase. Gene Ontology annotation, molecular function: NAD(P)HX epimerase activity. The record is from RefSeq and is a predicted model, not a curated record. The coding region runs from base 70 to 969 and encodes 299 amino acids. Gene Ontology annotation, cellular component: mitochondrion. The transcript has 6 exons. NCBI's taxonomy places the organism in Eukaryota, Metazoa, Chordata, Lepidosauria, Squamata, Eublepharidae.
GCGAGCCCCGCCUGCUCCGUGCGCCCUGCCCGCCGCGCUUGGAGAGGAGAAGCGCAGCGCCAUCGCCGAAUGUCCGGGCUGCGGCGCGCUCUGCUGGGACUCGGCCUGCUGGUUUCCUCCUCCUCCUCCUCCUCCUCCGUGGGCUGGAGGCUCAGGCCAGCGGCUCUCGCAGGCUCCUGCCCGGCCGGGCGCUGGCCGCCUCUUCCUUCGCGGGCAGGCCACCGCCAGCCGGGCGCAGCCGCCAUGCAGAGCGCGGCGCCCGCGCAGGGGGUCAAGUACCUCGGCCAAAAGGAAGCCCAAGCAAUUGAUCAGGCACUCUUUGAGGAGUAUAAAUUCAGCGUCGACCAGCUGAUGGAGCUGGCUGGAUUGAGCUGUGCCACAGCCAUUGCCAAGGCCUACCCAGCCAGCUCCUUCACUGCCAGCCAGCCAGCUGUGUUGAUUGUGUGCGGUCCUGGAAACAACGGAGGAGAUGGGCUGGUUUGCGCCCGGCACCUAAAAAUGUUUGGUUAUGAGCCAACACUGUACUAUCCCAAACGCCCCAGCAAAUCGCUCUUCGAAGGCUUAACCACCCAGUGCCAGAAAAUGGACAUACCUUUUCUCUCCGAGUUCCCAUCAGAAGCUGCUUUGAUUGAUGAGGUCUAUGGCCUUGUGGUAGACGCCAUUUUUGGGUUCAGCUUUCAAGGUGCUGUGCGGGAACCCUUUGGUACAAUCUUGGGUACUUUGGAGGAAGUCACCGUUCCCAUCGUGAGCAUUGAUAUCCCAUCUGGAUGGGAUGUGGAGAAGGGCAAUCCUGACGGGAUCCAGCCUGACAUGCUGAUUUCUCUCACCGCGCCAAAGAAAGCAGCAAAGCAGUUCACCGGCCGCUACCAUUUUCUCGGUGGUAGGUUUGUGCCAUUGGCGCUACAGAAGAAGUACUCGCUGAACCUCCCCCCGUACCCAGAGACGGAUUGUGUGCUGCAGCUAUCCUAGUGGACGGGGGCUGCUGUCCGGAUUAGAGGUCCCUGCCGGAAGCAGUCUUGGUGCUCAGGAAUGAAGCUGGCUUGGGGUGUUUGGGGCUGGAAACAGAAGCCAAGGGAAGGAAGCUUGUUAGGCAGAGUUAUCUGGCAGGCUUCAUGGGCUGCUAUGGUUCCUACAGCUGUUGAAAGGGCAUUCGUCCUUUGGGAAGUAAGAAAUAGUUUUAGCGCUAGAUCCAAAAGUUCCUUUUAAGCAUAUCAGCAUCUCACUCAUUUCUAUAAGUCACCUUGGGGUAAGGAUCCUUGGCUGAGAAGAGACUCUCACCUAGACGCUCUUCUCCCUUUUCAGUGCCUCUUACAAUGUACUCUUUGGGCCUGUUUUUCAAACCUACACAAGGAAGAAACUUGUUGCUAGGUUUCAAACAUCCUCAGCGCAUGUCCUCUGUUAUUAACUAAGGGUCUUUUUUGUUGUUGUUUUCCCUUCAAUAAAAAGGUAAGGAAUUUG